Messenger RNA from Saccharomyces mikatae IFO 1815, 705 nucleotides. It is a transcript of the gene SDD1, whose product is annotated as Sdd1p. The transcript has a single exon. The coding region runs from base 1 to 705 and encodes 234 amino acids. The record is from RefSeq and is a predicted model, not a curated record. Lineage: Eukaryota; Fungi; Ascomycota; Saccharomycetes; Saccharomycetales; Saccharomycetaceae.
AUGGUAAAUGAUGGGAUUCAGAGGAAUGAUUUCAAUGAAAAGGAGUUGAAAACAGUACGAUUUUCAGCCUACUCUAAAGAAAUCGAUGUUAUAAUGAGAAAAAUAUCAUUCUUGGAAAAAAACAUUACCCAACAGCUAUAUACUCUUCCUCAUUUCCCAAAAACUCUACCACCAAAUCAUAAAACUGGUGUGAGAAGAACCAACAGGACAAAGGAAAAUUGGAGUAAUCAGUUGAAUAAUUUACUGGGUAUUUACUCCAAGGACGAAAUUUUUACCCUGGAUAGUUUAGCUGCAACAUUACAUGACCAAGUGUUGCGGCUACAAAGUACACUUUUUCCUAUUGCCAUAUUGGAACAGGUUCAUCUUAAUAAUGAUAACGUAGAAAACAAGAAGCUUUUAAAAGAAAUUACGUACGAGUACCUUUCGAAGGAAAACUGUGGAGGGGCGAACAAAUUUGGGACAUUCAUAAUUAAAAGAAUUUUCUUUGGUGAUUUGUCGCUUGGGAUUUCCAUAUUAGUCAACCGUACAACUUUUGAAACGGUAACAUCGUCUAUUAUAGUAGUGAGAAGUUCAUUCAUUGAAAAUGAUUUCCUUUAUGAAGACUAUUUGAUAUUUGAUUGCAACGUGAAACGACGAGAAAAAUUCAAGAGGAAGAUCCUAUUUAUCUCCACCACCAUAAAUUUCAAUUACCAGACUAAAGUGUAA